AUGCAGGCUACCCCCACCACCACCACCGGCACCGGCACCGCAGACGAGGCGGAGGCCCACCACCAGAGGGAGGAGGAGGCCCACGAGAGGCUGUUGCGUCGCCUCGAGGAGUGCCUGCGCGAGCCGCUCGAGUGGGUGGAGCGGGCAGACGGUGGUUCCUCCACCACCACCACUGCAAGGAGCCCCCCGCUGGUGCGGCCCCUGGUCUUCACCGGCCAGCGCUGGCCGGCCCACCACCGGCGCGUGGACCCGACGGGACGGGCGCUCGUGGAGGUGAAUCGGUCGCGAUCGGAGCGGUUCCCGGACUUCAGCUUCGACGCCGCCGACGAGGCAGAGGCCAACCCACGCGUGCGCCUGCCCUUCUCCUCCUUCGUGGACCACCUCCUCGCCCCGUCUCCCCCCGCAGUCGCCGCCGCCGGAGGAGGAGGAGGAGGGGAAUGGCUGUACCUGUCGGGCGAUGCCGCCCACCUGCGCCACUGCGGGCGGGACGGAGGCCUCUUUGCUCCGCUUCUCGCGGACAUCCGCGUGCCCCCGAUGAUCGACCCGCGCCACCUCGCCACCAUCGGCUUUUGGAUGGGCCGCAAGGGCACGGUGGCGCAUCUGCACUUCGAUCGCAACGGGUGCCACAACAUCAACGCGCAGGUGCGGGGCCGGAAGCUCUUCGUCCUCUUUCCCCCGUCCGAGUUCGCCAAGCUCUACCCUCCCCCGUCAUCGUCGCUAUCGCCGCACGCGCAUCACCGUGGCGAGGACCAUGGCGAGCCGCGUCGCAGGAGCCUGGGCCUGCUGCGCAACAUGAGUCAGAUCGACCUCCGCACCAUCCACGAGCCCCAGCAGCGCGAGCGCUUCCCCGCCUUCGCCGGCGUGCGCGGCAUGAAGGUCGUCCUCGGCGAAGGCGAGAUGCUCGUCAUCCCCGCCUGCUGGUACCACUUCGUGAUGGGCCUCGACGAGCUCAACAUCAACGUCAACUUCUGGUGGAAGCCCGACCUGCUGGCCGAUAGUCCGCUUGGUCUUCCCGACGGGUUCCCCAACUGCGAGGAGGAGGAGGAGGAGCAGGACUCCGAGCCACGGCCAGCCAAGCCCGCCACCCCGCGGCCAUCGCGUCGCGGCUGA
This is a messenger RNA of Acanthamoeba castellanii str. Neff, 1110 nucleotides long. Its product is annotated as Peptide-aspartate beta-dioxygenase. The coding region runs from base 1 to 1110 and encodes 369 amino acids. NCBI's taxonomy places the organism in Eukaryota, Discosea, Longamoebia, Acanthamoebidae. The record is from RefSeq and is a predicted model, not a curated record. The transcript is spliced from 6 exons. Gene Ontology annotation, molecular function: 2-oxoglutarate-dependent dioxygenase activity.